This is a messenger RNA of Agelaius phoeniceus (red-winged blackbird), 2100 nucleotides long. RefSeq names its product discoidin, CUB and LCCL domain-containing protein 1-like. Gene Ontology annotation, molecular function: signaling receptor activity. The record is from RefSeq and is a predicted model, not a curated record. Gene Ontology annotation, cellular component: plasma membrane. NCBI's taxonomy places the organism in Eukaryota, Metazoa, Chordata, Aves, Passeriformes, Icteridae.
AUGCGGGCGGGCGGCGGGGCGGCCUCGGGGGCGCUGGUGCUGGUCCGCCACUGCCUCCUGCUCGGCUCUCUGGGGCUGCGCUCGGCCGGCGCACAGGACGGAAACGGCUGUGGCCACACGCUGCUGACACCCCACAGUGGCACCCUGAGCUCCAAGAACUACCCGGGCACGUAUCCCAACCACACCAUGUGUUGCUGGCGGCUCCAAGCCCCCCCGGGCUCCUCCCUACUCCUGGCAUUUGGGGAUGUGGAUCUGGAGCCCUCAGAGCACUGUGCCCACAGCUCCUUGCUGCUCGCUGACCCCCAGACCGGCACUGCCUACGGGCCCUACUGCAGGAACUCCGUCCCUUCUGCCCCACUCCUGGUGACAAACUCCAGCACUGUGACCGUCCUGUUCAACAGCACCAGCCACCGCUCGGGACGAGGCCUCCUUGUGUCCUAUGCCACCUCACAGCACCCAGACCUGAUCUCCUGCCUAGUUCGAGGCACUCACUACACCCAGGAGUACAUCAGUGUGUACUGCCCUGCGGGCUGCAAGGACAUCCAUGGGGACAUCUGGGGCAACCCGAGCCAGGGCUACCGGGACACAUCGGUGCUGUGCAAGGCAGCUGUGCAUGCUGGGGUGAUUGCGGAUGAGCUGGGAGGGCAGGUCACCCUGUCCCGAGAGAAGGGGAUCACUCUCUAUGAGUCGGCCUUUGCCAAUGGGCUCCGCUCCAAAAGGGGAUCUCUCUCUGAGAAGCGACUUGUAUUCCACAAAGCCUGUGAUGAUGUGCUGGAGGUGGUCACCUUCAAUGCCUCGUCCUGGUGGCAUGAGGUGGACGUGCUGGGCCAGGACCGAGCCUGGGUGGCCGAACGGGCAGCACUUAGCACCACUGGCCACUCCUGGGCAGCCGAACCCGGUGCCAAGGCUGCCUGGCUGGAGCUGGACCUGGGCACCCGAAGGAAUGUCACAGGCAUCAUCACAAAGGGCUCCUCGGAGCAGCAUGACUACUACGUGACGUCCUACCAUGUCUCCUCUAGCCGCGACGGGAAGAAUUGGAGACCCUACAGAGGCAGCAGUGGUCAGGAGGACAAGGUGUUUGAAGGAAAUGCUGACAGCCAAGGGGAGGUCUCUAAUGCCUUUAUCCCCCCCAUCGUCGCCCGCUACAUCCGUGUCACACCGCAGAGCUGGCACCAGCGCGUUGCCCUGAAGGUGGCCCUGAUGGGCUGCCAGCUGGCACGGGUCCGCAUACCCCGUCCCUAUGUGCCCAGUGUCCCCAAGGAGGUGCUUGAGGCCACCAGCCACCCAGCCAGCCGCACCCCCAUCCCUGGCAUUGCCCUGGACCCAGAGAAGGCAGGCUCCACACUGCUGGUGAUGCUGCUUAUUGGAGGCUUUGUGCUCUUCUGCUCCUGCCUCCUGCUUCUGGCUUUCCUCUGCCACAGGAAGAGGAAGUCAGCAGUGGAGCUGAACUGCGGGAUCACAAAAGGGUACCCCAAGCUGGAGUCGAGCCAGGUCUGCUCCCUGCAGAGCCUGCCAGCCCCCAGCCUGGCCUCCUUCCCCAUGGCCCCCACACCAGGGGACCUCAGCUGGACCCAUUCGCCAGAGUACACUGAGCCAGACCUGGUGCAGGUGAACCCCAGCAGCCAGACAGGUCCCUCCACCUUCAAGCCACUCUUAGAAGAGGGCUACACUCUACCACUGGUCCUGAACCACUACGACGUCCCAGGGAAGCACAAUGAGUAUGCGGAGCCACUGCCUCCAGAGCCUGAGUACGCCAUGCCAUUCAGUGAGCCGGAGCCUACCGGGAUGCACCGCAACACUUGCAUCAUCACAGGACCUGCCGGGUGUUGCCCGGUGCAGUACCAGACCCCUGCCCUGCGGCCCGGGGAGCUGCCAGCUGCGGUGGAGGGGACUGGCACCCCCUGUUCUGAGGGGUCCCGUGGGUGGCCUAGGCACUGUCCCCUCGCACACGUGUACCACGAAGCUUUGUGAGGAGGGGAGUACAGCAGCACGGUACUGGGCAGGGGGGAAAGCGUGUAAAGGAGGACCUUCCCCGCGCUAGCAGUGGGCUUUUAAAAAGUAAUCGUAUGUAAAUAUAUGCUUUAUAUACAGAAAGACAGA